UUCUCUCUCUGAACCCCCAUCUUCUCGUCCUUCUUGUUCCUCCCCUUCUUGUUCCUCCUCUUGUUGUUCCUCUUCGUCUCCUCGGUGCUGCCCGAGUCAUCCAGGCAGAGAGUUCGACGUCCGUCGUCGGGGCGUCAGGACCUCUUCUCUCUCUUUCCUUCAUCCAGUAUCUUUCUGCAUCCCAAGUGGAUCUCUUUCUUCGCGCGUUACUUCCUCUACUUGCAGGCCUUUGACUUCCGGUUCUCCUUACUGCUCGGAUUUUCCUUCUGCGUCGGCGCCGUCGUCUUCUUCUUCUCCUCCGUCUUCGUACAAUUUUCGUCGUUUUCCUCCUGACCUUUCUUCACGUCGUUCUUUUGCCUCUUUUCCUUCUUCGCUUCCUUCGUCUUCUGUUCAUUUUUCUCGUUGGGUCUCUCGUCUUUCUGCUGUCGUUUUUCCUCCCGUAUCGUGUCUUGCGUCUCGUUGUCCUUCUCUGUCUUCGCUGUCUUCGCUGGUUCCUUCUCUCCGAGCUCUCGGUGGUUCUCUCUCCUUCGCCCUCUCCCGGAGGCUCAGUUUCUCUUCUCUGUCUCCUCGCCUUCGGCUCCCUCCUCCAGCUUCUCCGACACCGUCGCUGCUCUCGCGCCUUCUCUCAUCGUUUCCCUCUCGUCUUCGAACGCCCAAAACGCGGCUUUUCUCUCCUACGUGGCGGUUUUCGCUCGGAGCCCAGUUCGCGGCUCUCUGGACUCGAGUUCGUCUCUGUCUCUCUGUCGCGCGUUCUUCUCCGGGUCCUUCUUCUCCCUUGAAUCCGAGAGUCCUCUUCUCUCGCCUCUCUCGUGUCGUGGAGUCUUCGUCUUUCGCUCAAAGACGCGCCUCUCUCUUCGCUCGAGUUACUGCGGCUCUCCCUUCCUCCGUCUCUUCUCUCGGGUGGAAUCUCCGCGCAUUCGUCCCCCACCUGCGCUCGCUCCUCCCCGCUCCUCGAGUGUGCCUGGACCUGGCGGUGCCGCCCCUGCCUCCUCUGGCCAGUUCGCUGCGGGCGCUGCUGUUCCUCGUGUACGUCUCCGAUGCGUUUUUCUUUCGCGGCGCCCUCGCAGCCUCUUUCGCCUUCGACAUGCAGAAGGAAGUCGAGCGUCCCCGCAUGUUCUUUCCUCUGCUUCAGUUCUUCACCCGCGCCGCGCGGUCAGCGAUUGUGCAUGCGAACUUUGUUCACCUUCUUGUCAACCUCCGGGGCAUCUCCCAGAUCUUCCCUCUGUGCGAGACACUCUGCUACGACGCUCUCUUCGGCACGUACGCUGCUCCCUCCUCUGCCUGUGGGUCUGCUGCUCCGCCUGCUCCCUUUUCCCUCUUUUCGCUUUCAGAUUCUCUUCCCUUCCUGCGCGAAGGACUGGUGUGGAGAGACGCGGGGAAGGCGGCAGGCCAGGCUUCCUGUCUCUCGGUCCUGAGCAGCGACGAGAGCGCGGGAGGCGUCGCGCGCUGGUGCUGGUGGCUCGAACGCGGUCGACGAGGCCCAGGCUUCGGCCCACACGGCUGGGUGGCGCGCGUCGUCCUUCUCUCGCUCUUUUUUGCUGGAACGGCCGCAGGGAACGUCUCUUCUCUUCUGCUGCGACGCUGGUGGAGUCGCGUGGAGUGGAGCGUGGAGAAGCAGACGCGCGACGAGGAGGCCCAGAGGCGGUUCUGGGGUGGCAAGGUGAGACGCGAAGACCUCUGGCUCGAGCAGAUGGAACUGGCCGACGCAGAGAAGCCGCGGAAGAACGCCGACGUCUGGACGCGACACCGCCGCCUGGAGAAAGUCAAGAGCGACUCGCAGGCAGGAGAAGUCGAGGAAGAAACGGACGCGAGAGAACGCGAGAACGACCGAUCCUGGUGUGUGCGUACACUCGGAUGCAGCGCAGGUCUCUACGCACUCCUCGGCACGCUCGUGGGCAGCGCGAGAAUCCACACAGCCGUGAAAAGAAAACUUUGUGGGCAAAUGGCGCGACGCAUUUUCAUGGAACUUUUCGCGCCAGUUGGAGCAAGCGGCCUUGACGAACCGGGCCAUGUGGGCGGAUUUCUCUUUGGAUGCCUCGUCGCUGGACUCCUUGGAUGGUGACUCCCUCGCUCCGGCGCGCAAAAGAAAAUGAGGCGAAAGCACCAUAAAAAAGGGCAAAAAGGAAAGGGAGACAGAGAACAACGGGGAAGAGGGGAAAAGAGAAGGCAGCGUUACCUCGUGAUGCUCUCUCGCUUUUCUCCAUUUCUUCUGUGACGGUCUCUCAUAGGAAGUUCUUCUCUGUCUCCUGGAAAUCUUGUGUCUUUUCAUCUUCUGUUCGUCUCUCUUCGUUCUCUUCUCUCUCUGUGUGUGACCUUUGGUUCUUCUUCGCUGUCUUCUCUUGCUUUGUGCACUCACCCUCCCGCCUUGCUUGACACAUGAGGCUUUUCUCCACGCUCUUAAAAGACAAGUAAAAACAACAGUGAAACGCAGGCACAC
Toxoplasma gondii ME49 is the source of this 2437-nucleotide messenger RNA. RefSeq lists its product as hypothetical. Bases 1085 to 2062 code for a protein of 325 amino acids. The record is from RefSeq and is a predicted model, not a curated record. The transcript has a single exon. NCBI's taxonomy places the organism in Eukaryota, Apicomplexa, Conoidasida, Eucoccidiorida, Sarcocystidae.